Messenger RNA from Physella acuta, 5835 nucleotides. RefSeq names its product proteasome activator complex subunit 4B. The record is from RefSeq and is a predicted model, not a curated record. Gene Ontology annotation, cellular component: nucleus; cytosol. Gene Ontology annotation, biological process: proteasomal ubiquitin-independent protein catabolic process. Gene Ontology annotation, molecular function: proteasome binding; peptidase activator activity. NCBI's taxonomy places the organism in Eukaryota, Metazoa, Mollusca, Gastropoda, Physidae.
GGAUGACUUGGUCUUUAUAAUAUUUAUACAAACUGAACUGUGUAGAUUAAAAAGAAAACAUGGAAGAAGACGACUCUGAUUCCAUCAUGAUGGAAGGCAGAGAAGCAGUCCUUGGGUUUCAACCGCAAAAAGAAUCUGUAUAUAGCACUGCGUUACCAUAUGCUGAUGAAAUAGAUCAGGAAUCAAAUGCAAUACUUAGUGAAAUUAAAGGAAACCUUGGGCGUGCUAUUCAAUUACGAGAUAUAAAAAUAGGAACACGACACUGGAUUGUUCAACUAGAAAGAUACAUUACAUUGUAUGGCUUCAAAUUUUCAAAGACAGACCACAUUCUCCUAGUAAAACUCAUGUUUGAAUUACUUACUAUGCCAUUGCAAGAAUUUUCUCUUGUGGAAAAAUUUGCCAUGACCCUUAAUCUUUUACUUCGAAAAAAGAGUCUUUUGUCUCGAGAAGAUUUAAUAUUGCCAUGGCAGCCACUUUAUAAAAUUGUUAAGGAAUGCAGUAAAGAUAAAUGCAACUUUUAUCCUGCUAAAUUUGAAGUCACCAUAAAAAAUACUGUAAUUGCUUGUACUCCAUAUUUUCAUGAGAAUGCCACCCAAGAAAUGCUAGAUGAAUGGCGCCCGUGGUUGUGUCCUUUUGAUAUGUCUGUCAUUGGAGGCUUGCAGUGUCUAGAAAUAUUUCUCCCAACUUCUCUACCACCUCAACUACAUAACAAAGGCUAUAAGCUUUGGUUUGAUGAGUUCAUGGAUUUAUGGAAAUCAUUUCAAAGUUUGCCUUCGUGGGAGGGAAGCUUGGUCAACCUAUUUGCUAGACUUGCACAUGACAACAUUGGAUACAUUGACUGGUCUCCAUACAUUCCAAUGAUUUUCACAAGACUACUGCGCAGCUUUUGCCUCCCUGUUGGUGCCAGACAACUGGUCCCCAAUAGACAUCACGGCGCCUAUGAAAUACCAAAUGUUUCCAAUUGGAUAGUUAGCAUGAUGGGAGGAGCUAAUGAUACCAUACAAGAUCAUCUCUCACAGCUGUUUAAAGCGUUGCAUUCUUUUUAUCAUCCCUCAAAUGUUGGUAGAUGGACUGUGAGAUUAGGAUCUUUUUUACAAAACCUCCCAAAAAUGUUUGUUAAGCGAUUGAGGAGAGAGCGUUACAAACAAAUGAAGUGGCUGACCCCAGUACCAGAUGAGUUUAAGCUGAGUGACAAGCAAGUCACUGAGUUUGUUGAGAGCCUAAAGUCCUCUGUCUUUGUGGCCAUGUUCAGCAAGUUUGGCAGUCAUGAUGCCUCAAUGGCCCUCAGAAGCCUGGCCACACUCAGACCGGAGAUAGUGGUGCCACCUUUGCUAGAGAAGAUGUAUCCUGCUAUGGAAACUUUGAUUGAACCUCAUCGCUUGAUUGCCUGUAUGAUAUGCAUUGUCUCAGUGGUCAGACCAAUGCUCACCUCAAACAAAUAUUACCCAGAAGGCCCCUCUCAUGUUAUACCACUUUUAAAUUUAUCAUUGCCUGGCAUUGACCCGAAUGAUUUCAGGAAAACUUUGGUAACUCUACAGAUGAUAUCCAACUUUAUUUCACUUAUCCCAAUUGUUGAUUCAUCUGAUGCUGUUCAUGUGGUUCCUGGGUUGACUGAGCUGGAAAAGGAACUAUGCAGUGCCACUGCACACUUUGAGGAUUUUGUGUUGUCAUUUCUAGACAGAGUUCAUACAAUGAUAGAAAACAGUUCAACAGUGUCAACAGUUGGGGUGACAGAGAGACUGACACCAGAGCAGACUGUGCUUGAGGUUGGCCUGGCCUCCACAGUCUCGGCUAUGUUACAACAGUGUUCUUCUGCUAUUUACCUUAGUGCCUUAAAAAAAAUUCACAGUUUUAUAGCUUCCAAUGUGUUUGAAAUAAAAGUCAGCGGUAGACUGGCAGCUAAUUUAUGCAGGGCGGCUGUUCGAAUCAAUCCUGAAGUGGCUUUAAAAAUGUUUCUACCUAGUUUGUGCUCAAGUAUUCUCAAGUUCUUAGAAGAUCAUCCUGGUACUUUUGAAGAAACCACCUUGGACAAUACGUUUUUGUGGAAUUGUUUAAUGCUUUCACAUGUGGUGAGAUGUGAUGGGACAAAGCUGUUGCCCUACAGGUCAGAACUUUUGUCAGUCCUGGACAAAACACUUCAGCUCAAGUGUAUCCAGGGGUAUGAGAUGGCUGGCCAGCUUUUGAAACAUCUGCUGAAGAGUCUGACCCAGGUUUAUCCUCUGGAGUUUCGAAGUGUGGCGUAUAACUUUGAUAAGCCUUAUUCUGAAUAUCUACCAAUAAAGGAUUGGGCUGUAGCUGGUGACAUAAAGAAGUUGGACGUCCAGUGGCACAUAGCAUCCGAUGAAGAACUGGACUAUGUACAAGAAUUAGUCGACACAUUUCUCAAGCCCCAGCUUGACCUUUUUCAAAGCAUUUCUUCUGAACAGGAAAUAUCCAAAGAAGACAUUCUGCGUCGACUGAAUAUUGUUUUAGAAGUAGUUCUUGGUGCUGGAACUCACCUGCCUGCAUGGGAAAGUGAAAAAGUUCAACUAAUGAAAUCUCAGGUUCCUUUAUCAAGAUUUAGCUGUUUUAGUAUAUGUAACAACAAAGUAUUAACUCUAAAUGGGAAGAACAUCAGAGCUUUGAUCCAUACUGCCAUGAAACAUUUGCUACAAUACUUGAGUGUUUCAAGAGAAGACGACACAAAAAGUAUGUUCCACAUAAUCAAAAUCUAUGAAGUAUUAAUGUUGCAUUAUGGGACAGUCAAGUCUGAGUUUGAUGGGAGAUGGAAAAGUUUUCACAUUGUUAAAACAACCUUAGAGAACCAACUGCUGACAAGAAAAAGACAUUUGAGAGCUUUACUCAUAGAUCGUCUUCAACUACAUCAUGAGUUAAGAACUUUAAAUUGCUGUGAUCGUGAUUUUACAAAAAGACAUGAAGAUAUUCUACAUGACCUGCUACAGCUCUCAGUUAGUAGAUACAGGGAGGUUCGUAAAAGAGCUCAGUCCUGCCUGCACCAAGCAUUCAGAACUUUUGCUUAUUCCUAUCGUACCUGUUUAGUCCAGCUGGUUGAAAACCUGAAAAAUCCUGAGCCUGAACAACAUCUGUUUAAGGGCACUUUGUAUACCAUACAAGGUCAGGGUGCUAAGUCAUGUCUGGCCAUCAAACGUGACUGGGACACUCUAUCAAAGUUGUGGCCAGCUCUGGUGCAGGCCCAGCAGUUUGAGAAGCCUUCCAUCCUCAAAGUCAUUGAGGACAUUAUGAACAAAGUCUUUAAAGGCUUUGAGACAUUUGCUAUUACUAUAAAGACCUGUGAUGAGGUGAUCAGUGCAGCCACUAGACUCAUUGUAGACUGUACACAGCCCCUGCCUAAAGCUAGUGCUGCCAGUGAUGCAGAAUUACAGGACGGGCUCCAGUUUGAGAACACCUGCAACAGUGAAUUAGAAAUGAAAUACAAGAGUCUUAUACAGGAGCUUCUGCACCUUGUUGAAUGUGGAAAACUUACCUGGAAGUUUAGCCAGAGAGGGUUUGAGUUUUUAAGUUUACUUCUGUUUGAGCAAGUGGAGACUUCCCCUCAGUUGGUUUCUUUGUUUGUGAAAAACUGCAUCAGUGACCUGCUGUACAUCAGAAAGCUCUCCUAUAAUUUCCUGACGACAAUAAUGGAGCUGCAGAAAAGAAAGCCUAAGAAGAUCAUAGUGGACAUAGCCAAAGCCUCAGGGGUCAGCCACCUGGAUCUCAGCUCCCUUGCUCCUGGGGACAGGCCGGAUAACGAAUGGCUCCAGUUUGAUCCUAAAAAUUUUAUCAAAACAGAAGAAGAGUGGAAUAAAACAGUUUUCAUUGAGAAAACUCAUUGGGGAUAUUACACUUGGCCAAAAGAGCUGGAAACCAAUGCUCCGUAUGAUGAACUGCCAAAACUGGACAGAAAAAGGGAGGAACUCCCUGACUCAGAAAAACCAAUUUAUGAUUUCUUCAUGAAUGAUGACUGUGUGGCCAAAAUGUUUGAGUUUCUUGCACUGGAGGAGGAGAAGAACACAGACAAGUUCAGACAAUCUAUAUUGAAGUUCUUCAAGGUUAUGUUCCGUAACUUUGGAGAUACCUUUCUACCCAAGUUUAAACAACACAUUGAAAAGCUCAUCCAAGACACAAGCCAUGACAAGCAUGCCAGCAGUCAGAGGUGUGCCAUGGAGGUCCUGGGGGGAAUUAUAUCUGGCUCUAAGCUCUGGCCUUACCCUAAGCUUGUGAGUUUGUGGGCCUGGAUUAGCCCUCUACUGGAGAAUGUGUUGAACAACAUUACUAUUGAUACCAUUUCUGACUGGGGAAACUUUUUCCUCUAUAUUUGUGAAAACCGUGCACCACAGAAGUUGCAAUGGCUUUAUAAAAUACUGCUCACAAACCCCCUGAGUGGGGAGGGUGGAACAUUUGGCGAUUCUGCACGGCUGUUUAUGUUACAACAGGCUAUACUGCAACAAGAGUGGAGGAUACCAGGCUACCUCCAUGCCAUUGUCCAGUACCUUAGACCACACAUGGAUCAUAAUUACAAGAAUGUGCGCGACAGAAUGGGCUCGCUGCUAAGUUCCUGUCUUCACACUGAUUUUAAGAUCAAGAGCCAAUGUGUAGUACGAUCACCCCAGCGUGGUGAUUUAAUUAAGUCAGUUCUACCUCAGCUGGAGCAGUUUAAAGACUGUGUACAGACUACCAGGGGAGCAGCUUCAGCACCAGAAAAUGGGGAGACAGCUAGUGUAGAGGAUUCAGAUGAGAAGAAAGCAGCUGUUCGUUUGUGUAAAACAGUGGUACAGAUGGUGUCUACCUGUUUCAGUAAAAGCUUAAACCCUUGUUCUGAUGAAGUCUUUCUACUUUUACCCAUUAUUGAGAAUCUCCAGAGUGAGGCAAAUGAUGAAGAUCUGAGAGAAGAUUGCAAACAAGUUAUGUUGAACUUAUCCAUGAUACUUGUACAGGAGGAGUCUAUAGAACUGGUACUGUCCACAAUAAAAGAGGUGGCUGGCCUACAGUCCUGGCACGCUAGAGCCAACAUCCUCAACUACAUGCAGCAGAUGGUGUUUGGCAACUUCUUCCUCCUGCAGCAGGUGGACCACAAGAAGAUGAUACAGGAAAUGUUGCUGCACCUGCUCUGUGAUGAGCAGCUGGAGGUGAGAGAGAUGGCAGCCAUGACACUAAGUGGGGUCAUUCACUGCAAUUACCUGGAGCUAGACAAGGACAUGCUAGAGCACUUUGAAAGGUUACGGAGCACCAAAGUGAAAGCACGCAAACACUCGGCCCAAGAGAACGUGUCCCUGAAGCAGCUGAUCAAGCGACACGCUGGUGUGCUGGGGCUCAGUGCAUGUAUACAGGCGUACCCGUAUGAUGUGCCAGAGUUUAUCCCACAAGUCCUGGUGGACAUCAGUUUACACGUGAAUGAUCCACAGCCUAUUGGGAUGACAGUUACUAAAACCCUCUCCAAUUUCCGGCGCACCCACCAUGAUAACUGGCAUGACCACAAGCGCAUGUUCACAGAUGACCAGCUGAUGAUCCUCACUGACCUGCUCAUCUCACCAAACUACUACGCCUAGCGACCGGAACUAAACUUGUUUAGGUAUUUUAAUGGGGAUUUUUCACAGCAACAUUAUUAAUAGUAUGUUUAAUAAAUUAUUAACUUAUUAUGGGGUUAAUAAAUUAUUUGUUUUAUGUGAUUUUAUUUACUAUUAAAUAGUAUUAUCAGUUUGGGCCUGGUCUUGUUAAGUUGUAUAGUUAAAAAUGUUACCUUAUAAAAUGUAUAUGUAAUUCUGUAGUUACAUAAUUUACUUUUCAUUUUUUAUAACUUAAAUUAUGCUUCCGUAAGGUUUUAUUUAAACUAUAUUC